AUCACGCAAUUUCUGCUGGGACUGCAAAGCUUCCACUACAAGCCGAUAGCUUCCCUACCUCUUCAAUGGCUCGAAACCGGGAAGGAAUGGUAUUGUUGCUCGAUGUUGGUCCAACAAUGCACAAUUUUCUUCCGGAGGUUGAAAAGGUUUGCUCCAUGCUAAUAGAGAAGAAGCUGAUAUAUAACAAAAAUGAUGAAGUUGGGGUUAUUGUGUUUGGAACUGAAGAGACUAAAAAUGAAUUGACAGAGGAGGUGGGUGGAUAUCAGCAUGUUGUGGUUUUACGAGAUAUUAAAGUUGUUGACGGAGAUCUUAUCAAAGCUUUUCAACCUCUCCCACGUGGAACAGUUUCUGGUGAUUAUCUCGAUGCUAUUGUUGUUGGGAUGGAUAUGCUGAUUAAAAAAUAUGGAGAGACAUUCAAAGGAAAGAAACGGCUUUGUCUUAUUACCGAUGCCCUUUGUCCAAUUAAAGAUCCAUUUGAAGGAACUAAAGAAGAUCAAGUGAGUACCAUUGCUAUACAAAUGACUGCACAUGGUAUGAGAAUGGAGAGCAUUAUUGUGCGGGGGGGAUCAAAUGCAGAGGCAGAUAAGAGAAUAAUGGAUGAGAAUGAUAUUCUGUUAAAUGUAUUUCCUAUGAAAACAAGUGCAAAGACAGUGUACGUUGAGAGUGCAACUUCAUUGUUAGGAGCACUUAGAACCCGCAAUAUAUCUCCGGUCACAAUAUUCAGGGGUGAUCUUGAAAUCAGUGCCAAAUUGAAAAUCAAGGUAUGGGUCUAUAAGAAAACAUCAGAGGAGAAGUUUCCUACCCUGAAGAAAUAUUCUGAUAAAGCACCUCCAACUGAUAAAUUUUCCACGCAUGAAGUUAAAGUAGAUUAUGAGUAUAAAAGUGUUGAAGAUCCUAGUAAAGUUGUACCUCCAGAACAAAGAAUUAAAGGUUACCGUUAUGGGCCCCAAGUAGUUCCUAUAUCAGCCGAAGAAUGGGAGGCUGUUAAGUUCAAACCAGAAAAAGGUGUGAAAGUUCUAGGAUUCACUGAUGCUUCAAACAUAAUGCGGCACUAUUACAUGAAAGAUGUUAACUUUUUUAUUGCUGAACCGGGAAAUGCGAGGGCUACUCUUGCAGUUUCAGCAUUAGCGAGAGCAAUGAAGGGUAUGAAUAAGGUUGCAAUUCUACGAUGUGUGUGGAGACAAAAUCAGGGGAAUGUUGUUCUGGGCAUUUUGACACCUAAUGUAUCUGACAGAGGCAACAUUCCUGAUUCAUUUUACUUCAAUGUACUUCCCUUCACCGAGGAUUUCCGGGAAUAUCAUUUCCCAUCUUUCAGCAAUUUCCCCCCAUCAUUGCAGCCAAGUGAGCAACAACAGGAGGCAGCUGAUAACUUAGUACAGAUGCUUGACCUUGCACCACCUGAGAGACAGGAAGCUUUGUUGCCUGACUUUACACCAAAUCCUGUUUUGGAGCGGUUUUACCGUCAUCUUGAGUUAAAGUCAAAGCAUCCAGAUGCAGCUGUGCCUCCUCUUGAUGGAACUCUCAAGAAGAUAACAGAACCUGAUCCUGUACUUUUUUCUGAGAAUAAACCCAAGAUUGAUUCAUUUUGUCGAAGCUUUGAACUCAAGGAAAAUCCAAAGCUUAAAAAAUCAAAUAGGAGAAUAUUGCGAGAGAGACCAUCUUUGUCUGAUGAGGGAGAUGGCUAUGGAAAUGUUUCUGAUGCUCAAGAUGUGACCUCUAUUGAAAGCAAACCUGUUAUUAAAGUUGAAAAGGUGGGGGAUUUGACCCCUGUACAAGAUUUUGAGGCCUUGAUGUCCCGUAGAGACAGUCCACACUGGGUUGGUAAAGCAAUUAAGGAAAUGAGAAAUAAAAUAUUUAACCUAGUGGAGGACUCUUACGAAGGGGAUAAUUACGCUAAAGCACUGGAAUAUUUAGUUGCUCUUCGCAAGGGUUGCUCCCUUGAGCAGGAACCAAAACAGUUCAAUGAUUUCAUGCUUCAUCUGCACAAAUUCUGCAAGGAGAAAUACCUCAGCAGUUUCUUAGAAUUUCUUGCCUCCAAAGAAGUGACAUUGAUAUCCAAGGCAGAAGCCAUUGACAGUGAUUUUACAGAAGAAGCAGCUAAAAACUUCCUGGUGGAAGCGGAGCCACACAAGAACGAGGGCUGAGGACACGGUAAUGAAGUUUGAUUUCUUGUAGCUGUUUUGUUAAUCGCAUGCGUGUAUAUACAUGAAUUUUCGAUGAAUGGAUGGAAUGAAUUUUGGGUUACUGAAAAAUGAUGAACUUGCACAGAUUUAUGAA
Molecule: messenger RNA, 2277 nt
Organism: Tripterygium wilfordii
Lineage: Eukaryota; Viridiplantae; Streptophyta; Magnoliopsida; Celastrales; Celastraceae
Product: ATP-dependent DNA helicase 2 subunit KU80
Exons: 12
Coding region: 66-2144 (692 amino acids)
Biological process (GO): cellular response to X-ray; double-strand break repair via nonhomologous end joining; telomere maintenance
Cellular component (GO): nucleus; Ku70:Ku80 complex
Molecular function (GO): double-stranded DNA binding; DNA helicase activity; damaged DNA binding
Source: RefSeq, a predicted model, not a curated record